Messenger RNA from Sphenostylis stenocarpa, 201 nucleotides. The record is from the annotation of a GenBank genome assembly. NCBI's taxonomy places the organism in Eukaryota, Viridiplantae, Streptophyta, Magnoliopsida, Fabales, Fabaceae.
AUGGGUAUAAUCAGGAGUUGCUUCUCUUUCAUUGCAGGUACGGUGUUUGGGGUUUACUUGGCUCAGAGUUAUCAAGUUCCUGACGUCAAGAAGGAAGCUGACACUGCUUUGAUACAGGCAAAGCAAGUUGAGGAAAAAUAUCGCAAGUCUAAGAUCAGUGAUUCUGGCAAAAGUGAUAUUGCAAUACGAGAUAUUUCAUAG